GAGCAGAGCAGAGCAUCGCACACACGCACGCUCAGAGUCAAAGAUAAGCUAGAUAAAUAGUCCAGAGUUCACACAUCAUGCGCGCUCCGGCGAACCUCCUGCACCGCGCGGCCCUCGCGAACAGUGGCCCGGGCGAGCCGUCGUCGUCGCCGGCGAGUAUGAAGGCCCCUGAGCAGCAGCAGACGGCGCCUCCGAUGGCGGUCAACUCGGACAUGGUGCUCAUCCUAGCGUCGUUGCUAUGUGCGCUCGUCUGCGUCCUCGGCCUCGCCCUCAUCUCCCGGUGCACGUGCCGACGCCGCCGCUCGGCCUCAUCAUUCGAUCACGCUCCUCCUCCACCGAAGGGCCUCAAGAAGAAAGUCAUCCACGCGCUCCCAACCGUCUCCUUCGUCGCCAACGGGCCUUCUCCGACGCCGGCGACAUGCUCGUCGUUAGAGUGUGCGAUCUGCCUGGCGGAGUACACGGAGGGGGAGGCCCUGCGCGUGCUCCCACGGUGCGGCCACCGCUUCCAUGUCGCAUGCGUCGACGCCUGGCUCCGGACCUGUGCCACAUGCCCCUCGUGCCGUGCUCCCAUCGUUGCAACGCCCGUGCAGCCGCUGGUGACGACCACGGUGGUGGUCGUGGUGGCGGCAAACAAUAGGUGCGAGAGGUGCGGCGAGCUGGCGGCGCCGACCGGUGGUGACGAUGACACGUUUUUACCUUAGUUUGUAAUUAAUCAGGUUUGUAGUAUUGUUCUUGUGCUCUCUCUCUCUCUCUCGCUCUCUCUCGCUCUCUCUCUCUCUCUCCUCUUUGCGAUAUUCACCUCUGCGAUAUUUCUGCGAUAUUCACCUCUUGCGAAAAUACUCCGUGUAUUUCUCUA
This is a messenger RNA of Aegilops tauschii subsp. strangulata, 856 nucleotides long. RefSeq names its product RING-H2 finger protein ATL8. Lineage: Eukaryota; Viridiplantae; Streptophyta; Magnoliopsida; Poales; Poaceae. The record is from RefSeq and is a predicted model, not a curated record.